AUUUGGAGUCCAGUCCCUGGGGGUCCCGCGGGGAUGGCUCUGGGCACCCGAAGCCCCUCCCCAGCGCCGAGGCAGGAGGGCGGGGCUAGAUUCGAGACCCCGGUUUGCAGAGCGCAAGACUGAGGCCCAGGCCCGCUCAGGCAGGCAGGAAACGGCGCUCCUGGCGGAUGGAACAGCACAGGCAAAGGCUGGGGUCUUGCUCUACUGCCCAGACUGGAGUGCAGUGGCGCAAUCAUGGCUGACUGCAGACUUGAACUCCUGGAUGCAAGCCAUCCUCCUGCCUCAGCCUCCCGAGGAGCUGGGACUGCAGGCUGGAAUGCAGUGCUGCGAUCUUGGCUGACUGCAACCUCCACGUCCCAAGUUCAAGAGAUUCUCCUGCCUCAGCCUCCCGAGUAGCUGGGAUUACCGGCGCGCACCUCCAUAGUAGAGAUGGUUGGGGGGGGGGUCUCCCUAUGUGGUCCAGGCUGGUCUCGAACUUCUUUUCUCAAGUGAUCCACCAGCCUUGGCCUCCCAAAGUGCUGGGAUUACAGGUGUGAGCCACCACGCCCGGCCCUGUAUGGCCUUUUGUGUCUGGUUCUUUGAACACGUUUUGAGGUUCUCUAAGUGGGGAAACAGGUACUAGAAAGCAACCCAAUGGCAACCCAAUGCUGUUUCCUCGUGGCGGAGCUGGGAGUUUGCAGCCAUGCAGUCUGUCUCUGGAGUCAGCGCCUCUGCGAAGCGGGAGCUGGACGGAGACUUCAACUUCCGGCGUGCCCCGCGCGCGCCCGGUGGCCGGACUACCAGUCCCAGGCUGCCCCGCCGCGGCGGGCGGCGGGCGCGGCGCGGCGCGGCGCCAUCUUGCAGCCGGCGGCGCGGAUUGAAUGAGCCCGCCGAGCCCGGGCCGCCGUCGGGAGCAGCGCAGGCCGCGAGCCGCAGCCACCAUGGCUACGCCGCUGCCCGGCCGCGCGGGCGGGCCCGCCACGCCGCUGUCUCCCACGCGCCUGUCGCGGCUGCAGGAGAAGGAGGAGCUGCGCGAGCUCAACGACCGCCUGGCGCACUACAUUGACCGCGUCCGCGCGCUGGAGCUGGAGAACGACCGGCUCCUGCUCAAGAUUUCAGAGAAGGAGGAAGUGACCACACGCGAGGUGAGUGGCAUCAAGGCGCUGUACGAGUCGGAGCUGGCUGAUGCCCGGAGAGUCCUGGAUGAGACGGCUCGAGAGCGUGCCCGGCUGCAGAUAGAGAUUGGGAAGCUGAGGGCAGAGUUGGACGAGGUCAACAAGAGUGCCAAGAAGAGGGAGGGCGAGCUCACGGUGGCCCAGGGCCGUGUGAAGGACCUGGAGUCCCUGUUCCACCGGAGCGAGGUGGAGCUGGCAGCCGCCCUCAGCGACAAGCGCGGCCUGGAGAGUGACGUGGCCGAGCUGCGAGCCCAGCUGGCCAAGGCCGAGGACGGUCAUGCAGUGGCCAAAAAGCAGCUGGAGAAGGAGACGCUGAUGCGUGUGGACCUGGAGAACCGCUGCCAGAGCCUGCAGGAGGAGCUGGACUUCCGCAAGAGUGUGUUUGAGGAGGAGGUGCGGGAGACGCGGCGGCGGCACGAGCGGCGCCUGGUGGAGGUGGACAGCAGCCGGCAGCAGGAGUACGACUUCAAGAUGGCACAGGCGCUGGAGGAGCUGCGGAGCCAGCACGACGAGCAAGUGCGGCUCUACAAGCUGGAGCUGGAGCAGACCUACCAGGCCAAGCUGGACAGCGCCAAGCUGAGCUCUGACCAGAACGACAAGGCGGCCAGUGCGGCUCGCGAGGAGCUGAAGGAGGCCCGCAUGCGCCUGGAGUCCCUCAGCUACCAGCUCUCCGGCCUCCAGAAGCAGGCCAGUGCCGCUGAAGAUCGCAUCCGGGAGCUGGAGGAGGCCAUGGCUGGGGAGCGGGACAAGUUCCGUAAGAUGCUGGACGCCAAGGAGCAGGAGAUGACGGAGAUGCGGGACGUGAUGCAGCAGCAGCUGGCCGAGUACCAGGAGCUGCUGGACGUGAAGCUGGCCCUGGACAUGGAGAUCAACGCCUACCGGAAGCUCCUGGAGGGCGAGGAGGAGAGGCUGAAGCUGUCCCCCAGCCCAUCCUCGCGCGUCACGGUCUCACGAGCCACCUCGAGCAGCAGCGGCAGCAUGUUGGCCACCGGGCGCCUGGGCCGCAGUAAGCGGAAGCGGCUGGAGGUGGAGGAGCCCUUGGGCAGCGGCCCAAGCGUCCUGGGCACGGGCACGGGUGGCAGCGGUGGCUUCCACCUGGCCCAGCAGGCCUCGGCCUCGGGCAGCGUCAGCAUCGAGGAGAUCGACCUGGAGGGCAAGUUCGUGCAGCUCAAGAACAACUCCGACAAGGAUCAGUCUCUGGGGAACUGGAGAAUCAAGAGGCAGAUCUUGGAGGGGGAGGAGAUCGCCUACAAGUUCACGCCCAAGUACGUCCUGCGCGCUGGCCAGAUGGUCACGGUGUGGGCAGCUGGUGCGGGGGUGGCCCACAGCCCCCCCUCGACGCUGGUGUGGAAGGGCCAGAGCAGCUGGGGCACGGGCGAGAGCUUCCGCACCGUCCUGGUUAACGCGGACGGCGAGGAAGUGGCCAUGAGGACCGUGAAGCAGUCCUCGGUGGUGCGUGAGAAUGAGAAUGGGGAGGAAGAGGAGGAGGAAGCCGAGUUCGGCGAGGAGGACCUUUUCCACCAACAGGUAGGACCCCUGUGCCCACUUGCGGCUGGGGGGCAGCCUCUGGGGCAGAGUGAGCUCGUGCACACACACGCGCGUGUUGGCCGCAUUCCCGGCGGGAGCUCCAUCUGGCUGCCUGGCUCAGGGUGAAGCCAGCCUUGGCUGUUACGGGCACGGCAGAGACCUGUUCUCGCCUCCUGGGUCGUGCCCGUCGUGUGGAUUUGCGACAUCACAGACCUCCGGGUAGCUGGCCAGGGGGUCACCUGAGAGGUGGGUGUUGAACAGCUCCCCAGAUGCUCUCUGGUCAACCAGGCUCCCUCAGUCGAAGACGCAGGUCCCUUCAGUGCUGGCCUCUGGGGAGAAGAUGAGCGCAGAAACCACAGCUGCGUUAAAUGCGCGCGUCGCAAGAUCUCUGGGAUUGUCUUGGAACCCAACACAGAACAUGUAGCUCACAGGCGGGCUCAUGGGGAAAUGGAAGUGGAAUGGAAGGCUCUAGAAAUAGACACCGUUGUCGCUCAGCCCCUCCCUGGUGGGGUGGUGGGGGCAGCCAUCUACCUGCUGGCCGCCUUCAGGCUGGCCCUGAUCGUGGCCAUCCUUCCUUCCUUCCUGCAGGGGGAUCCGAGGACCACCUCGAGAGGCUGCUACGUGAUGUGAACCCACACUCCUCAUCCACACACCUUUCUUUACCUAGAGCCACUGAAAACUAUUUUUAUAUCAUUGGCUUUCUUUAGUUCUUGAUACAUUUCUAGAGAAUUUCUAAUCGAACUGCCAGAACGUGUGGGUGGGUCUCCCCCAGCCCUCCCUCCCAGCGGGUCUCCCCAGCCUCACUUCGCUGCCACUUCACCGCUGUCCCGGAGACUUUUCAAUUCCACCCCACUCCCCAUCUCACCAUUUGGUCAAAUUGGAAGCCCAGGGCCAGGACCCCCAGGUUUAGAAGAUGCUCAGGCUUGGAGGGGGGAGGGCCGGCAAGGCUAGAGAGGGGACAGGAGACGGCCCUGAUGCGGACAGAGCGCAGAAACUGCGUAGGAAUUCAAUGGUGGUGGGUUUUUUUUAAGGCUUUCUACAAAACCAAAUUCAGAAUCCAGGCGUCAACCUGGUGGGGCCGGGGGCCACGCCUGCAUUCUGGCUGCCCAGCUUCGGACAGCGGGAACUCCUCAGGCAGCCACACAGCGGGUGUGGACCAGCAUGGGGAUGGCGUGGCCCCCCAGGGCAGGUUUUCCGCCCGCUGCCUGGGCUUCCAGAUUCCUGUUCUGACAGCACACUGGCCAGGUUUCUUGGACCUUUGACUUUAUUUGCGGGAGUUUUCCCGCAGUUCAGUUCCUGACUGUGCAGGGCCAACAGGGCAGGGGAGGGGAAGAUCCGGGGAAGGAAGAAUGAGGACAGUCCCAUCGUAAGACCUGUCACAAUGAUAAGCGGGGGGGGAGACAUGGAGGGGACACAUCUGGUUGCCUUGGAGGCAGAGGCUGAGUUUCAGAACAGCUGUUUGCAGGGCACGCCACCGUGUUGACGCUCUGGAGGAGGGCGCUGUGGAGCCCCUCCCGUGUUCCAGCUGCGCCUGCCCUGCGCCUAUAUAUACACAUGCGUCUAUCCAUACUGUAGCUUUUAUCUGUGAUUUUCUCACUGAAACCAUGUUUCUCAGACAGGCCAAGGCCACCUGACUCCUAUCACGAUGCACCCAAGCCCCUCAGUCCAACUUCCCCAACGCCUGGCACCCCCCUUCGGCAAUAGCUCACCGUUUACACCCUCCCUCAUAGAUACACAGAAGUUAUUUUUUUAAUGGAUAUUUAUUUUUUUACAUUGGUCAGUAUGCAGGUCAGGAGCUCACGCCAGGGCCUUGAGGACAAGCUGACCCUCCUCCCCGGGGUGGCGCGGGGCUGGGGCACCCUCUGAUGGCAGAGCCUCCUUCAGAAAGUGCAGCUCAAGUCUUAAAGACACCAAAACUGAGCCAUGGGCACGCGCCGUCUCCCGGCCAUGGCAUUCACUGCAGGGCGGGGGCGGCACCGCUCCCCUGUGACUGUGCAUCCCACCUCCCUGGGGACCUGCCUGUGGGAGGAAGGAAUGGAUGGCCCCAGCCCCAGGCCGGGAAGGAGCCAGCGGCCGACAAAGCAGAAACACCCGCUGCUCCAUGUAGCCCCGCUCGCUGUCCUUGCUUUCAGUAGAUAGAGGGGGCCGCAUUUUAGCAAAGCAUUUCCUCCUGGAGGCUACGCCGCUGUGCUGCCAGUCAGGCGGCUGGUAGGGAGCUUUGCCUGCCCCGGGGAUACCCUCUGCCAGCCGCUGAAAGUGGGAAUGCUGGCGACAGACUGUGUCCUCUUCCCACCUUCAUGGCAGGAAUCACCCAGACCCGACUGGCUGGGCUUCGUGCCAGCGAGUGUUCUGGGGAUGGGUCUUGGUGAUCUUAUCCUGUGGGGUGUCUGCAGUGUUCUCAGACACAUCCUAUGUAUUCUGGCCCUGGAGGAGCAAAGCUGUAUCCCGGAGUUGGUCUGUGAUUUGCCGACAGCCUUACAGGCUGGGCUCAGGGACAAAGUCCCCCCCAAAACCCGCAGGUCCUGAUGUCCAGACGCUGCCCAGUCCUGUCCUGAACACAGCACACCCCAGGCCCACAGAACCCCCCACCCUACGUUUGCCUUGGGUGGAGCUGGGGGUUGUCCUAGGACUGCGGGUGCCCUUAGCUGAACGGGGUGGGGAGAAGCGUGGACUGGGCAGCCUGUGGGUGAUUGGAGGUUCAUUGAGAAUUGAGUCUUUGGAAACACGAAAAAAAUCAAAUUUUUAAAAGUUAUUUAUGGCCUGGGAAACAAUUUGCAUUUGUCCCCAAAUACGCUUAGCUGUGUGCCGCUUAAAACGAUGCGAAGCCAUCCGUCCCUGUGUGUAAGCCACUGCGAAGCCUAGCACCCUCCCUGCGAAGCAUCAGACGCCACCCAGCCCUGGGGGGAGGCCCACGGCUGCUGGACCAACGCGGGUUCUGGGGUGCACAGCGCCAGGUUAACGCUGAAGCCUGCCCCGCUGAGCCCAGGAGCCGGGAGGCCUGCGGGCUGACCCAGAAUCCGAUCAUGCACCUGUCCUCAUGCCAGCGGCUUUGGCUGGGGUUGGUCUGAGGCCUGCACGCGGCAGUUCUUAGUUAAAGAUCCGAGGGACUCAGUCCUGGGGCGUCGCCGCCUGCAGCCUCUUCCAAGCCCUGCGUCCAGCGAGCGUCUCAGCACAACCUGCAAACGGAGCUGGGCUGCAGCCGGGCUGGCGUGGACUUUCAUUUCAGAGAUUCGGUUUUUAAGAAGAUGCAUGCCAAAUGUGUUGGUUUUUUUUUUUUUUUCCAAUGAUUUGUAAUAUACAUUUUAUGACUGGAAACUUUUUUGUACAACACUCCAAUAAACAUUUUGAUUUUA
Molecule: messenger RNA, 6034 nt
Organism: Symphalangus syndactylus (siamang)
Lineage: Eukaryota; Metazoa; Chordata; Mammalia; Primates; Hylobatidae
Gene: LMNB2
Product: lamin B2
Biological process (GO): heterochromatin formation; protein localization to nuclear envelope; nuclear migration
Cellular component (GO): nuclear envelope; nuclear lamina
Molecular function (GO): structural constituent of cytoskeleton
Source: RefSeq, a predicted model, not a curated record